CUCAUUUGCUGCCUCUUCCAGGCCCUCAUCUAUUACAGUACUAUUGUGAUAUCUAUCCGGAAAGCAAGCUGCUGCAUGCGGGGCCUUUCCGUGGUUUCGGAAAGGCACAACAGCCCGAAGAUUGCCCAAAUUUCCAUCUCAUCUCAUCUUCGGGGCAAAUCGUGAGCCACAUUCGGGUGUCCCCCUUGUUCGUCCUCUUUGGUCAAAGGCGUCCGCUGAACCUUGGGUACCUGUGUUUGUGGUCGCAGUCAUGCCACCAGAGACUACGGGCACCCCAUCUUCAACCCCGUUCACUCUUACAGCUAUCGAUAGGGAUGUGCUAUCUAUGAGCGAUGAUGACUUUCGGCUACAGACUUGGGAAGAUCUUAAACAAAUCAUUGCUGAGAACAACCUCAGCAUCCUCAAAAGACGGCCUUCUGAUUUGAGACGAUAUAUCAAAUGGUCGGCUGAGACCAAAGCGGCCUAUGGAAGCGUGCCCAACUUUGUCAUGAAGGAGAGGCUGAAAUGGGUGCCACUACCUUCGUCGACCCCUGAAACCGGGCCUAUGUUCGCGGUCAGGAAUUCCGUCCCAUUCGCAGAUGAGGCCGACUAUAAGAUCUUAGUCAACGACUGGCCGUACGGACUGGCUCCAGGUAUCCGACAUAUCAUAGUUUGGCUCAAGAUCAGGUUAGAUUCGGAGCCUACCAGAGGUGACAUGACUCCCAAGUCCAGGCAGCUUGUCGAGGACUUCAUACAAACCAGGUUUGUGAAUCGUGUCAAGGAUUCACCUGGUGAAAAGGAUCAAGUCAUGUGGUUCAAGAACUGGACAGCCUUGCAAUCCGUGCCGGGCAUGGAGCAUGUACACGUCCUGGUCAGAGAUGUUCCUGAUAGCAUCAUUCAAGAAUGGACUGACGGAGCUCGAUCUCUCAGCACUUAGACCUGACCUUUCGCAAACAGCAUAAUAGAAUGACGACAGGGAGAUGUGUCGUAAUUGAGAUUAUGAUCCAUGAUCAAUGAUUCGCGCAACAAAGAGCUCGUUGGGAAGCAAUCCCAACCGCAGACUCAUUCUGCCUUACUUCACCUGGCAAUGUGCACAGGUGAUUUUGCUUUCGUGAAGGUGUGAGAGCCAUUGUAGAGGCCUGUAUUUGCUGACAUGGUUGAUUGCAUCUUCUCCACCAGACACCCGUUGGCAAUGGUUGUAUCUGUUCCCCCGUUACAGUGUAGCAAACGUUGGAAGCUGGAUGUGACACAAGAUGCUGGAGUGAGUGGACAUGGUUUUAUCAUUUGAACCAAUCUACAGUGCCAUAGCAUUAGAAAUACAUGCCUUGUGCCUAAUGUCGAAACCCCAACGCCUUGUGCCUAAUGUCGAAACCCCAACGCCUUGUGCCUAAUGUCGAAACCCCAACGCCUUG
This is a messenger RNA of Exophiala viscosa, 1391 nucleotides long. RefSeq lists its product as uncharacterized. The record is from RefSeq and is a predicted model, not a curated record. Gene Ontology annotation, biological process: N-acetylglucosamine metabolic process. The coding region runs from base 251 to 916 and encodes 221 amino acids. NCBI's taxonomy places the organism in Eukaryota, Fungi, Ascomycota, Eurotiomycetes, Chaetothyriales, Herpotrichiellaceae. The transcript is spliced from 2 exons. Gene Ontology annotation, cellular component: cytoplasm.